Platichthys flesus (European flounder) is the source of this 8351-nucleotide messenger RNA. RefSeq names its product arkadia (RNF111) C-terminal like ring finger ubiquitin ligase 2Cb (gene ark2cb). Bases 3552 to 4697 code for a protein of 381 amino acids. The transcript is spliced from 8 exons. The record is from RefSeq and is a predicted model, not a curated record. Lineage: Eukaryota; Metazoa; Chordata; Actinopteri; Pleuronectiformes; Pleuronectidae. Gene Ontology annotation, molecular function: zinc ion binding; ubiquitin protein ligase activity.
UAUAAAUAUUCAUAUCGAUCCCAAAACGUGUGCCCUGUUUAUCUUAAUAUUCACUGCAGCUGCCCAGGCUCGCUAGCCGGAGCUUAGCCGCUUGGUUAGCUCGCGUUAGCUAGCUCGGAAAUAGCGGUCGGAUGAUUCGCGAACGUCACUUCUAUUUAGCCCGUGUUGAUUUGAGAUUAACGCGAACUACCGAACAGUCGAGUUUAUGUUGUGCGAUCGCGGCUAAUUAAAGAGCAAAACCGCCUCUAAAGGGUAAGCUAACUGGCUGCUUGGCUCAGGCUAUGUCUUGGAGCGGAAACAUCCCUCACAAAGGAUUCACACAUGCGGUCAAAUCCUCUCACCACCCCCCCCCCCCCCCACCCAUCCGUCCCUCAAAACGAACAACAGAUAUCAACUCGAGACGCGUUUUAUUUGUGUUUGUUCUGAUUCACAUCACGGUGCACGGUUGUCACCUCCAACCCCCUCCAGCCGUAUUUGCUCUGGAAAAAAAAUACCGCAAAAUAGACGUAGCCUCUCCAGCCAGUCAGCUUAUCUGAGCGCGGAUGAUGUCAUUUGAAGAUCAUCCGCUCCUGCUAUCGCUCGCUCGUUUUCCCCUCUUUCUCUCCACGCACCGGGGUUUCACUCGGCUUUUCUCCGCGUCGACCGGCCCGUAGACUCCCCCGGUACACGGGUCAAUUAGCCCCGGGGAAGCGUGGGCCACUCCCGAUCCAUCAAAGCAUCACUCGCCCUCUUUUCCUUUUUAUUUGCUAAUUGGCAAUUCAGCAGCUGUUUGUUUGGAGCUGACACAAAUUGCAGCAGCAACAACAACCACAACAAAAACAAGUAAACCAGAUCAAACAAUUGAUAAAGCUACAGUGUAACAUUAAUUUCAUAACAGUGGCCUCAGUGAUUUCAUUGUGCUUUUAUUUCUGUUCUUAUUUCCCUGUUUCAUAGUAUGGAGGCUGGCUCUACAUUCUGCAUUUAUCAGAUCUUUGUCGUCCCCCCCAUUGUGUAGCUAAUGAUCAUCUGCUGCUGUGUGGUGUGGCGUGGCCUCUGCCUGUUCUCUGCAUUUAGCUGUAUUGUGAAUCCCUUCUUCAUUUCCUCUUUCCAUCAGAAGACGACAUUGGUAUUCACAAAAAAAAUACAAAGCACUCCCCCUUCCCUCCCUCCCCAGAUGUACUCAGCCAUAGACUUUCCAUGUUGAGCUAAAACAAUAGCUAACACCUAGACCACAGCACCUUUUUUGUCCUUUUUCUUGUCAAAUUGCUGUAGCACUGAGUUAACAUUUUUUAUUUUUUUUUAGAUAUCAGUUGAAUGUCAUUGUGUACCUCCCAUCCAGUCUUGAUAGACAACAUGCUGUAAAUUCCUGUAAAGUGGAUACAUUUUGCAUGAUCUCAAACACUGCACUGCAUCGUUGAACACCAGAAUUCGGCUCAUCCUCCUUUCUCUUCACACAAGGUGCAAUGUACGUAAUUUAAAAAAAGAAAAGAAGACCCUCUAAUUUGGGAAAAAAAAGAAAACAGCGCAUGCAAAUCGGAACCCACAUGCAUGCCAUGUUUGUUGUUGUCAAAACAUUGCAGCAAACGCUGUGACGUGAUCACUUGCAAUGACUGUAAAGGUACACUGCACCUGCACACAACAACCUGCCAUAACUGUCUCCAUUUUUGUGUAAUCCUUUUCGUUCCCUUUGCAAAUUUCAAGCUUCGAAUCACACUGAAUUGUCAGGGCUGUUUUGCCGUCUACUGGGCAAAUGAAACUAAACAUUCAAGCAAUCAAAACAUGCUCACUGGUGGUUCAUCACUUCCUUAUUUUCCCCCACUAACAUACGGCCAAAAUGCUAUCCAUUUCACAGGGAUGCCUAUUUUCCUGCACUGCUAGAAAAAAAAAACAGAGAUCCUCUAUUAGUAAUAACGUCUUUUAUUGUUUGGUUGUGGUCUCUCUUUACCUUUUGUUCUGGUAAUAGUACUUUCAAUGCAUGAUCACAUUUUAUGAUUCAUACUUUUUUGGUUUUUGUUUUUCUACAUUGACUAGUGAAAAUCCAAUGUAAUCUUUCUGUAGUAAAGAUGUACCCUGCUGUACUGGAAUCAUGUGCUGUAGCCAACACGUCUGCUCAUUGGAUGCCGCUUUUGUUCUUUUUAACCCUAUAUGGAGCAUGGUGGGCCUUGCCUUCAGUCUAUGUUGUUUAUUUUUGUUGCAUGAAAUUAUACUAUUAUUAUAAGCAAAAAAAACAGGAAAGAAAACACAAAAUCCACAUAUACUAAUAUUUUUCAAUAAAGAAUAUAGUGUUUUUCCUAACCUUCAGUGUGCUUCUUGCUGAUUUCCAUUUAUUGUCCUCCCUCUCCCGUGUCCCAACCUGCCCCCUCUCCACCCCCCCCACCCACCUCUUCUCCCGCUGUGACAAAGAUAGACGAUUUCCACGCUUCCUCCAUCACAGGGCCUGAAUGAGUCUAUCUGCUGUCAUUCAUGGUGAUCGUUUUUUCACUGAGAUGCUUGAAAACGCAGUGUGCUAUAUUUUAAAGUCUAGACGAGAGCCUUUGACCCACGGCAGCAAGGUCAUCCGAUGUCUGCCCGGCUUCACACCGGCGACCUCCUUUUUAACCUGUACAUUUUGACUGAAAGCUGCACGGCUUACCUCUCGUGGGCGUGUUUUUGAACUCAUACUGCCUUUCUCAAGCGUACUCCAAGUAAAUGCAAUGUAGACUGCCUAUUUCCUCAUGAUUUUUAGAAGAGAAAAAAAGAAAAUUCCACUGUUUACAUCAAAAUUCGUCAUGUAUUUUACACUGUCAAGGCAGAUUAAACUCAAACCGUACUGGAAUUUAGCGUCUUGCACAAUUUUAAUCUCUUAACUGGCAGGUUUCUGUAAAAUUCACUGCUUCACUUUCUGCCAAAUGGACUUAGCAGAGCACAGUUGGGUUGAAUCCUGCUCCGCUGGAGGCCCCCGCUAUGGUUCUUUUUUUGGCCCGGGGUUUCCUCAAAGGUUUCUAAUCAAAGUUAAAUUUGUUACUAUAGUGUCUCAGUCCUUCCAUAAUCAAAACGGUCUGUUUCAGCCGAAGCACAGCAUUAAUACCACAUUGCACCACAGCACAAGCUAGCCUGUCCUUUUCUCCCUGUUGAGUCUUGACAGCAGUCUGUUCGCCGCUGUUGCCAAAUAGCUGUGGUUGGAGGGAGUAAAAAAGCAUUCCAGCUAUUUCCUCUAGAUCCUGAAUGUUCAUAUGGCAGAAGAACUUGUCGAGCUUUACUGUAAGUGUAAGGGCCAAAGAGAAGGUCGUUUUUUUUUUUUUUUUUUUUUUUACUGAAACACGUUGAACAGUGUGAUUAUAUUGCCUGGUUUCCUUUUUAAGAAUGAAGGAAUACGUCUUUAAUGUUGAAUAGAUAGAAACUUGGCAUCUAAAAAGUUUAAUGUAAAGUAAAUCUUAGGUCCUAAAGGUUAAUUUGCAGGAGAGCAUUGACCAACACUCGGCUGCAGAAAUGAUAAGAACUGAGCUGCGUCGAAGAUCUGGUAGAUUUCAUCUGUUCUGAUCCAGUCCGCUAGUCUGUGACUCAGAAGACCAGGAGUCACUCCAGAGGAUGAAAUGCAAUUAAAGAAAAUGAAAAGCUCACGUUGUGUGUGCAGGACCGAGAAUGGUUGUCAUGCUCAUGGUACUUGUGGUAACCAUCAUUUUCCCACCCCCACAGAAGUAUUUUUCACCCUAGGAUCCCAUUUCAACCGGCAACAGCAACAGCAGCAGCAGCAGCACAGCCAUGCUACCUCUUGCCGGCACUUCCAGUUAGGUCCUCAGGCCCCGCUGACCAUGGACUUCCCCAUGCCCCACCCAGGGCAGCCACAGUCAGGCAUUAACCCCCACUUGGCCCCUCCUGGCCACCAGCAUGGCCCUCCGCUCCACCCGUCCCUUAAUUCCCUGCCCACCCCCCAGUUCCAGGACAUGUCCGCCCCUCCCUUCCUACCUCAGGCAUUACACCAGCAAUACCUCCUCCAGCAGCAGAUCCUUGAGGCCCAGCACCGACACAUCCUGCCACCCUCCAGGUAUCCACACAGACGCACCCCAGAGAGAGUUCCUCACCAGCCCCACAGAUUACGGCCUGGGUACGAGUUUGCUCCGCCUCUUCAUGUGCCCCCUCAGCCGGUGGUGCAGCAGCCCCGUUACCUGGCCGAGGGCACAGACUGGGAUCUAAGUGUUGAUGCUGGACUGCCGCCCCACCAGUAUCACAUCCAUCCACUGCCACAGCACUAUCAGCACUACCUGACCUCUCCUAGGAUGCACCACUUCCCUAGAAACAAUGCCUCAACUCAAGUGGUUGUCCAUGAGAUCAGAAACUACCCAUAUCCCCAGCUGCACUUGCUGGCUCUGCAGAGCCUCAACCCCUCCCGCCACGCGUCUGCAGUUAGAGAGAGCUACGAGGAGCUUCUGCAGCUGGAGGACCGGCUGGGCAGUGUCAAUCGUGGAGCGGUCCAGACGACCAUAGAGAGAUUCACUUUCCCCCAUAAGUACAAAAAGAGAAUACCCCAGGACCUGAAGAUGUGUCUGGAAGAUGAGGAGCUGGACACAGAUGAGAAGUGCACCAUCUGUCUCUCGAUGCUGGAGGAGGCAGAGGACGUCAGGAGAUUACCCUGCAUGCACCUCUUCCACCAGGCGUGUGUGGACCAGUGGCUGGCCACCAGCAGGAAAUGCCCCAUCUGCAGAGUAGACAUUGAGACCCAGCUGACCCCCGACAGUUGAUGGCACCUGUCGACUCCCGCAGCUUCGGAUCUGGUCUUGUGAAUUCUCCAUUGCCUCCUGUCUGGGGGGAAAAGCUCUGCCAAACACCCCUCUUCCCCCUCUGCAUCACUCCACGAGCCCGCCUCCAGAGACGGCCGUGACAGAGGGAUCAACAAAGCACACUCACCCACAACACAACGAGGGACAGGGGGUUGACGCACAGAUCGGCGGCUGGAAGGUUGGUUGAAUGGAACUUUGCUGGAUGUAAACGUAGCAGCGGACACGUAUGGACAGAUGUGCUGAGGCUUCACACGAUUCUGUCAGUGCACCCUGUGUACAUUUCUCCAUACAGCCACACACACACAGAGAGAGAGAGAGAGAGGACACUGACCUCCAACCUCCCCAGCUCAGUGUGGUGUAUUAAGGCCAUGUCUCUGCCACAACAUCUAAACCCUUCCCCCCCCCCCAGCCCUGUGAAAAAUCCUUUAAGCUGCACUCUGCCCAAGCCCUCAGCACAUCUGUACAGAAUAUUAUCAAAUGAUUAGCAUGAGGUUGUUUGGUGUGAACUCUUGUAGCCGAAUGCUUGUGGUGUAAUGGAGUAUAGUACUGAAUAAGUAUUUACAGAGUAACAGUGUUGUGUAGCAAGCAAAAAGCCUUUUGAGAAAUAUGUGUGUGCAAAAAUAAAACCUACAGAACAGAGAGGGUGAUUACAGCUCUGACGGGGAGAACACGCGGCGCGUUCAAUCAAAGGCAACGACAGGAAGAGCUAGUUGUGUAAAAAGGCCAAAAAAUCCCUCGGCUCUCGUCCAACGCGUUCAUGGAUGAACGGUUGGUGGACGCCAUCAGAGUUUGAUGCUGAACCCCGCUAACUGCAGGCAUGGCUUCCAGUGAUCUGUGUAGUGUCGUAGUCGGGGCCUCUAUAAUCUAGAGCGGGGGCCUCAGAUGUGCAUGCUGUCUGGCAGGCUUGGGCUGUGUCGUUAAUAUUGUGGAGCAGUAGAAACAGGGACUGUGUCUGUGCAUGUGGCGCGUAUACUAUGAUUCUGACGAUCCCACUCAUUCAUAGAGGAGGAACGAGAAUGCACCCCACCCCACCCUUCCCUCUCCCUCCCUCUCCCUCCCUCUCCCCUCUCUCCCGACUAAAGUUGCCCUUAGACACAGAUCUUGGACAGAUGUAGCAUUUCUCUCCUAGUGUCUGCGAUUAGGAUUCAAAGAGCUGCUCGGCGGGUCCGUGUCUAACAGCAACUCCUCUGUGUUGCCUUGCUCACGGCAUGAUCGUGGUCAUGAGAGGCCGGCAUGGGCUUGAGGAUGCAGUGCCUGAGUCUUGCCAUCAGAGUGAAUAAAAUCAGACAUUUGUGUCACCUAUUACCGGAACCUUAUUGCCUAUCGAACAAGCACAUGUGAUUUCUUAUAUGCGGGCUAUUGCCUCUGUUGUGUAUCGGCUCCUUUUCAUUUCAAAUCUAAGUUGUUCCCACUGUUUAAUAAAAAGACUGUGUCUGGUGUUACAGGGAAAAAUACAAACUAGUUUGCCUGUGAUAUGUGCUAGAAUGUGUAUGAUUGUCCCCACAGCCCCCCCUCUCCCAUGGUAGUCGCGUACGCUAGAACAACUGUGAUAUGUUCGGUGAUAGAAGCCGUUUUCUCUAUAUCAUGCAUGAACCAUGUCGGCGUUGUCCACUUGAAGGAGGGUGAAAGGGAGAAAAAGCCAUCCAUUUGAAAAAUACCAAACAAUUGUUCUUAACAUUAGUUUUUUAUUUCAAUUGUCGAUUUGAGUUUUUUCUUUUUUUUGUUGCCAUUUCUUUAUUUGUUUUUUCUUAUUACCUGUAUUCUUUUUGCUCACAUGCCAAUUUGGACAUGGUACUAAUAUGCCGAGUCCUUGUCCAUUUUCACCAUAGUGAAGAAAAGGCUGCAAUGCUGCAAAAACAUAUUUAUUGUUGUUCUAAUGUAGCUUGUGUUUUGUAAAUGCACUAUAAUAUGGAGUUGCCUGAUUUUUUGGUUUGGUGACGUGGGUUCUUCUUGUCCUAGAGUUUGUGUUUCUUCUCAGUUUCAAGUAUUUCAUGCUUCCUUGUGUAUUAUCGGAGGGUAACUUGACUGUUUGUGUUGCUUUAUUUUUCGUUCCUUUUUGUAUGAGACCUCCAUCCAAAAAACUACAGAUGGAUGAAAAAUGGAGGUUCGCUAGUUCACAUAGAAUGCUGUGAUUAAAGAUGCCUUAAGUAUUUAACAAUCAUUAUUUAUUACUAACUGUAGCUAGCUAGCUAUUGUGGUGGAAUAUUUAAUGUCUCUAUCUCAUAACUUUGCAAUUUAAUCAAUAUAUUUAUUUAAAAUAACACAAAAUAUUAAAAAAAGAAUACCUCAUUAUGCAUUGGUCGGUGGGGAUGCUUUUGCAUGCCGUCUGUGUUUUCUUUUUCAAAGGAGGAAAAAAAAGAAAAUUGUUGAAAAAUUGACCUGGGGGGGAGAGUUUCCCGACACAUUUACUAGCCAGCAUGGUGCUGUUGAUCUGGAUUACAUUCCAUUCAUGUCAUCUCGUGAUUUUUUAAACAUUUAAAUGAUUUGUUUUUAUCAUUUAAACAUCGUCCCUGCUUUGAUUCAAAGCAGGUGACGGGGUACAGCUCCUUUUGUCUCAGUGCGGCUCCACAGUUUGCUUGCUCUUCUCGUAUGAUAGCGCUUUCGUUCCCAUAAUCGGUCCUUAUUUGAACAUUUCAUUGAUUUGUUUAUUUGUAUUAUUACAUUCACGUUCACAAUAUUCAAUCAUAUCUGGAUCUCAGUUUAGUGCUUAUUGUUUUAGGACCCACAUAACGAGCUGUAUUAUUUGUUCCUCUGUAUCGCUGGCAGUUGCUUUGUGUGGGGUUUUUGGAAGUAUGUAACAUGCUAACUUGAGCCAUUGAUCUUAUUGAGCAAACUUCUGGUGUGCUGUGGUUAUACAAUAUAGAUAGCGUGUUUCACACCUGGGUAUAAUAAGCUAACUACGUUUUUCGGUGUGCAUUUCUUAUAAAAAAUACUAAUACUAAUCCUGCAAAUUAUUAUAACGUGUAUCGGAUUGGAAUGACGCUGGCUGGUCUUACUAUUCUUCUUCUUUCAUUUCGUGCUCUCACUGGCCUUACCCAACGCCCUCCACAGUGUACCCCCAUAACUCCAGAGCGAACUGGACAGUAGCCAUAGUAUUAACUCAAGCUGAUGAACCGGAAUGAACAGUAGAACUUAAAGCACAAGCUUUUUAAUGCAUGUCCUUCUCAGGUUUUCCUAUGUGUAUGUGGGAGUAGCUCUGUAGAUGUGUUUAAUAUGAUGCUGUACCUUCUUGAAUAUUUCAGAUGUUUCUUUGCUGCUGAAAAAAUUGUCGAUUAUUAACCUGCCAGUGAAAAAGGGAAGUGGCCAUCUUUGUACAACACACUGCUGUUUUGCUGUAACCGCGCAAUGUUUUAUGAUCUUGAGUAUUUUAUAGAAAAGUAGAAGUAUGUAUCAAUAAUAUGAAAGCAAUAGCUAAAUCAUAAUGAAGAAUAACAGUGAAUAUUGUGGAAAAUCUUUAGAUUCACUCUGGGUGGAUUUUGUACUGUAUUUAUUACUAAUGAUGAUGCAAAAAGUUGCAUAGCUUAACCCAAACUGUUCUGUCUCUUUUUUAUUUAUUGUCUUGUAUAUGAUCUUUUUGUAUGUGUUUUUCAAAUAAACUGCCUAAAACGCUGACAA